AUGGAGACGACAGGCAAGAAAGACGAAGAUGAUGAGCAAGAGGAAGAUGACCAGGAGCCGACGCCGGUUGUACCCCGCAAGGCUCUCAAAGACCGAUUGUGGACUCUCGUUACCGAGGGAAAAUUUAAUGAUUUGAAGAAGUUUUUCCACAUUUUCCGCAAGUUAGAUAUUCCUUUGGACGAAGAUAAUGACGACUUUGACGAUGAUGGCGGGAAUGUGUUGAUGCAAUGUGUGAAGGAGGGGUGUGAUCGUGGCCCUUCCUCCUUCGGGCGGGAUUAUAUCCGGUGCUGUCGUAUGCUCGUGGAGAAGGGGGCGUCGCUGGACGACCAGGAUAAAGCGGGUCGAACCCCCCUCCACUGGGCUGUGUUCAGUAAAAAUGUGAGUUUUGUUAAUGAAUUACUGGAAAGUGGGGCCGACCCGAGCAUCCGAGACCAAGAUGGAAUGGAUCCAUUUCACCUUAGUAUCAUCAUGGGCGCUAAGGAAAUAUUUAACGCCAUCGUCAGAGACAGAGAAGUGGAGUUCCUGGACCACAAAGAUGGGAAAGGUGUGCCCCCUGUGGUUGCAGCUGUGCAACAUCGGCAGAUAGAUUUUGCUCGUCGUCUGUUGGACUUGGGUGUUGAUAUCAACGCCACUGAUCGAAGGCUCAAACGCACUGCUUUACACUACGCCAUCUCGUCUAAACGUUUGGAUUUAUAUGAACUUUUACUCAAAUAUAAACCAGAGAUAGAUGUAGCAGACUAUCAAGGAAAGACCGUUUUUCAUCGUGUGUGUGGUAACAAAGAUCCCAGGUACUUUCAUAAACUGGUAGAGACUUACAACGGUAUCCCAGAGGACGUGAUGGAUCAGGCGGCAGACGAUGGCAUGACACCAGUCAUCAUCGCCUGUCAGAAUGGCAACCCAGAACAACUUAAAGAGCUCCUGGAUAAAGGGGCCUCAGCAAGUGAUGCAGACAAGACUGGGAAGUCAGCACUGCAUUACUGCGCUGACAACUUAGAAACGCAAUGCGCAGAGAUGAUUUUACACAAAGACAGUGAUCUCCUGAACUCUAAGGAUGAGCAGGGGUUCACACCCCUCCAUAUGGCUGUGAUAGGAGGCAAUGCCCCCCUCCUGCGACUCCUACUGAAGAAGGAUGCUGACAUUAACUGUCUAGACAAUGAACACCAUACUGUGGCACACUGGGCAACAGGGCAUCACAUGACAGGACGCAAAGUGUGUGGUCACCUGGAGGUCCUGGAGAUUUUACUGGAGAAUGGAGCAGACGUGUCAAGGGCAGACAGUCAUGAGGCAUUCCCUAUACACUAUGCUGCCCAGAUGAAUGGGAAAGAGAAUGGUCACACUGAUCCUAAGAUAGGUGAAAAAGUCCUUAGGAAACUCAUCGAAAAUGGAGUGCCAAUGGACGUCCUAGACAAAGAUGGUCGCCAACCUUUACUUUGGGCAGCAAGUGCUGGAAAUUCGGAGUCUUGUAAGUUAUUGGUGAAGGCUGGAGCAGAUGUCAAUGCUAUAGACAAAGAUGGACUCUCAGCUCUGCAUUGUGCAGCAUCACGAGGUCAUGUCAAGUGUAUAGAGACUCUAAAAAAUCUUGGAGCCGAUGUUGAUCUGGCAGACAAAAACAAUUGUACAGCACUGUUCUACGCUAUCACCCUUGGCAACAAGGACUGCACCAAGGCCCUCCUCAAAUUUGGUUCCAAUCCCAACCACCAGGACAACCGUGGAAGGACGCCUACCCACUGUGCUGCCAUUAAGGGCUGUGUGGAUACGGUCAAGAUGCUGGAUAAACAUAAUGCCCAUCUGUGGUCACCAAGCAUCCGUGAGGACUGCCCCAUCCACGAGGCUGCUCAGGGGGGAUUCUGUGAUGUAGUGAAGUAUCUUUUGAAGUGGAAGAAUGACCCUAAUGCUGUGAAUUUACCAAACAAGGGAGGUCGCACCUGUCUACAUAUAGCUGCCAUAGUCAACAACCUGCCUCUCUGUAAACUCCUAAUUGAUAAUGGUGCUGACAAAAAUGCCACAAUGAUCCACAAGGACAAGACAUACACACCUUACGAUGCAGCUGUAGUGAAGGGAAAUCAAGAGACAGCUGACUAUAUCAAGGGCAAAGGUGGGAACUCUUCCACGGAUUUCGACAAAUCUGGGAAACGGGAGUCGAAGUCCGCUAAAUCACGCCGUAGUGUGCUCACACUUGAGAGUACACCAGAAGAGAGAGAAAAGGAGGAACAAGCUGAGCACGACAAAAAGGGAGAUGUAAUUUUGACUCCAGUUACUUCCCCUUCCAAAGGAAAAAAAGGAGGAAAAGGUGAUAAAGACAAGGGCGGAAAAGACAAAGAAACAGAAAAGAAAGACAAAGAAACAGAAAAGAAGGAAAAAGGUGAACAGAAAUCAGAUGGAGAGGAAGAUGAGGAUGAAGAAGAUGCAAAAGAUCCGGGAGUGAAACCAUUAGUAGCUGCUGGUGUAGGUCUCAAAGCCAAAGACAAAAAGGGUAAAGAUAAAGAAACAGACAAAAAGAAGAAAACAAAAGGAAAAACCGAGGAAGAGAAGGAUUCAGAAAAAGACAGAAAAACAAGCCAACCAGAGGAGGAGGACGAGGAGAAGGAUAUUGUAGAUAAAACUGUACCACUGGGCAAGUCUGGUGUUGGUGCUAAAAGAAAAGGAAAAGAAGAAAAGGAGGAGGAAACUGAGGGAGAAGAGGAAGAAAAAGAAGGAAAGGGAGACCACAAAGAAGAAGAAGGGGAAAAGAGCAAAACAUCAUCUGAGCAGGACGACGAGGCUGCACGUAUUGCAGCAGCAGCAGCAGCUGCAACUGCUGUGAAGGUAAAACGAAGAGGAAGCAAAGAAACAAGCAAGAAAGACAGUCGUGGUGACAGUGGUGUAGAAGCAGAUUCAGAACAAGAGUCUUCAGAAGAGGACGGGACAAAGGAGGAAGGAAAGGACAACACUGAACAAUCCAAGGGGAAGCCUAUUCAAACAGCAGGAGGAAGAGUUCAUCGUAAGAAGAGAAGAACAGACACCGUUGAGGAAGAAGAGGAAGAAGAAGAGGGAGAAGAAGGAGUUGAAAAGAAAGACACUGCUGCAUUAGCUGCAGCAGCAUUGCUAGCAGAAGAAGAAAAGAAGAAAAGGUCAAAACAAGAAAAAAGCAAAGAAGACGAAAAGAAGAAAAAAGAAUCAGAAAGGUUGAAAGAAGAGGAGAGAAAGAAAAAAGAAUCAGAAAAAUUGAAAGAAGAGGAGAGAAAGAAAAAAGAAUCAGAAAGGUUGAAAGAAGAGGAGAAAAAGAAAAAAGAAUCAGAAAGGUUGAAAGAAGAGGAGAGAAAGAAAAAAGAAUCAGAAAGGUUGAAAGAAGAGGAGAGAAAGAAAAAAGCCGCUGAAAAACUGAAAGAAGAGGAAAGGAAGAAAAAGGAAGUUGCAAAUAAGAAAGGGUUGAGAGUUGCAACUCCUCAGCAAGGUGCUAAAACUGGAAUUGAGGCACAGGAUAAUUCACACGCUCCAGCAGCAGGUGCAGCUGGAGUAGGAUUAGCAGCAGCCCUAUCUGCAGGCAAGAAUAAGAAGGAGAUUGCAGAGGUUCAAAAAGAAGAAGUUGGAAUUCAAACAGAUCGGAGAGAAGAAAAGGAAAAACCAAAGACCACUGACACAGGAAUACAGACAAAGAAACAGCACACACGGCAAAGUGGGAGUCAGACUGAGUUAUCAGGUGACCAGGUGGUUAGUAGGGAAUCAUCUACAGAUCGACAACCUAAAUCUCGUGUCAGGACUGCUUCUAGAGACUUAGAGUCUGAAGGAGAAUUUGAAGUCCCAAAAGAUUCACCGGAAUCAGAAGCAGAAGCUCUUAGAGCGGCAGCUGCAAGGAGAAGUUUAUCACGAGCAGAGUCGGAGACAGGUCGUGAAGAGAAACCACAAAGCAGACAGCGUGUGUUACAGUCACCUUCUAAGGUUCCAACGGAUGGUAGAAUCAGUCAGGGAUUAUUGACGAGUUCCCGGAAAACCUCACGCCAAAGAACAUUUGAUAGAAGUGACUCACCAGACCUCUCCUCAGGUGAAGAUAUUGAUGAAAGAGAUUAUGUUGAUGCUCAACCAAAAUCUCGCAAACAACGUGCACAGAAUAGAUUACAAAAUAAAACACGCAGACUAAGAAAUCGCCAAGUGACCGGUGUUUAUGAUCCUGAUAGGCUGUCUAAACCUGUCAGUGUUCACAAACAAAUCAGAGACAAAAAGAGAUUAGCCCGUGAACGUGAUAGUCAGUUGAACGGAAGACUUGUAGAGAUGGAUCGUUCAGACGAAAUUAAUGACCUUGAACACUCUAUCUUACGUACCCGUCGUGGUGGAGGACGGUGCGUUAACUCAAUACAGGAGAGUGUGCGUCGAUAUCAGAGUGAGCGACGCAUGGUUAGACAGCUUCAUCAACUCAAGCGUGCCCAGAUCUACACAGGUCCCAUGCACGACGUAGUCCUUUUCAGCAAGCUGAUGGAUGUAUAUAGAAACAACGCUCCACAUGAUGCCGACAGCACGCUAGAUUCACAGGUUCUCGAGGAUUGGGAAGGUUACCUCCGAGAUAACUUUGAGGAUAGAGAGGAUCAACUCCAGUUUGUUUCACAUUUCUACGAAGAUGAUAGGACCGGACUACGAUCUGCAACCAACACAGUCAGGACACAACCAUCUAGAUCGGAGAAAUCGGCAAACUCUGCCAAACGUAGUCAUGUGGACAACAGAUAUGCUGAAUUAAGAUUUAAACAGGACUUUGAAAUGGCUGAACGAGAAUCAAUAGAAGACAGAAUGAAGGAGGCGGCAAAGAAAACAGACGAGUCGUUAAAGUCUGUACACAGCAAGACUUCAGACAGUCUCACUGAAGCUAAGAAAGUGAAUGACCAGCUCCAGAACGAUUUCCGCCGAGACGUUACGGAACGUCUCAAGUCUGGCAAUUCAACUAAGAAGGAACGCCAGUGGCUCCUCCAGGAGUCCCUGAGUGAUGAAGCCCAGUCCCAGGCUGAAAGUGCUGAGAAGGAAAGAAGGGAGAAAUAUAAGGAAUGGCAUAAAAAGAAGAACGAGGAGCUGAGGCGGAAACUUCUAAAGGUCUACGGACCUGAUCAGAACUACUCGGACAUUAAAAAUAGCAAAGCCCACUCUUUUAAGUCAUCUACGCCGCGGAUCGCAUAUACAUCAACACCACGACCCAAGUCCCAGAUAACGAUGACCAGUGGGGGUAUGUCUCAAGCCCAGUACGGUAUGGAUCGAGAGAUCACCGUCCAGAUGACAGAGUACGGCAUGCGGAGGGUAAAGAAAGAUCCAGAUUAUCCAUUCGGUAACAAGGUGAAGGCCAGAAAAGGGCUCAUGCAUAACGGCUUGUUGGAGCAAGAUCAUAGUGAAGCCAACUGGACACCGAAGUUUGAUGGUUCUCUAAGACCUCGGGCGGGACUUGUGUUCGUGGAACCAGAAGUAUACUGUGAGGCAUUAAAAGAGGAACAUAGAAUGAAGAAGGCUUAUUCUAUAGCGGCACGUAGUAGUGGAAAUGUAACAAUGGAUGAUGAACGUUUGUUGGGUCCAGUGUCUUCAUGACCAACGCCAUAGUUAGACAUAUUAUAAUUUAUUCAAACUGGAACUAUUAAGGAGAUCCAUUUGUAUGGACAAACUGAUAAAUUGGGGACUACAGGAAAAGUGAUUAUUUAUGUAAGCCAAAACAAGAAAGGAAGAGUGUGUACCUUUCGGAAACAUUCCAAUACGGACAGGAAAUAUAAUUUGACCUUGGACACUGACUCAUUGACCAUCCUUUACAUUAUGUACUAGGAAAUGUGAUAAGAUGUACACAAUAUGUACUCAUAUAUAUUGUCACAAUAUGAUCACUUUAUGAUUGUUUAUGUGAAUUUAA
Molecule: messenger RNA, 5848 nt
Organism: Ylistrum balloti
Lineage: Eukaryota; Metazoa; Mollusca; Bivalvia; Pectinida; Pectinidae
Exons: 20
Coding region: 1-5538 (1845 amino acids)
Cellular component (GO): cytoplasm; nucleus
Molecular function (GO): protein binding
Source: RefSeq, a predicted model, not a curated record